Messenger RNA from Naegleria gruberi, 492 nucleotides. RefSeq lists its product as uncharacterized. Gene Ontology annotation, biological process: intracellular signal transduction; cyclic nucleotide biosynthetic process. The annotation marks the transcript as partial. NCBI's taxonomy places the organism in Eukaryota, Heterolobosea, Eutetramitea, Acrasida, Naegleriidae. The record is from RefSeq and is a predicted model, not a curated record. The transcript has a single exon.
GCACCAACUUCCAAGAAUGGUAAAUUAGCUUGCUGUUUCACUGAUGUCCAAAACUCUACCGUUUUGUGGCAAUCCAAUGAAAAGGCAAUGAGAGAAGCUUUAGUCAUUCACAAUCAAAUAAUGAGACGAAACUUGGAAUUAUGCAAUGGAUUUGAAGUCAAGACCAAUGGUGAUAGUUUCUUUGUAGUUUUCAAAGAUCCAGUCGAUGCACUUGAUUGGUGUGUCUCUGUCCAACAUGAUUUACUACAUGCCAAAUGGCCAGCUGAUUUAUAUAGUAUGUGGGAUUGUAGACCUGAAUGGGAUGAAGAAAGUAGACGAAUGAUGUGGUCAGGGGUGAGAGUUAGAAUGGGAUUACACUAUGCACAGGCUGAUUAUGUCUUUGAUAAGGUCAUGAAGAGACCUGAUUAUUUUGGAACUUGUGUGAAUACUUCUGCCAGAGUGGAGGCAAUGGCCCAUGGUGGACAGAUUUUAGUGACUGAGGAAUUCUUUUUG